UCUCCACCAUUACCUCUGCUUGAAACCAUCCUCUCCUUUUCGUGACUUUUCUCCUCAUAUCCCAACUGCAAUUCGAUCAUCCGUGACACUUGUCCAAGCUAAACCACUCAAAAUUCCCGUGUCCAUUUAGCUUGAAUUGAGAUUUGAGAGGCAGGAGACAGGUGGGAGGGGAGAAAGAUUGAAUCUUUACUUGAGAGGCUAUAUAUAGAGAGAGGGAUGAGUAAGAAGAUAGAGAAAAUGGCAUCGAUUGAUGCACAGUUGAGGCUGUUGGCGCCCGGGAAGGUGUCUGAGGAUGAUAAGCUGGUGGAGUAUGAUGCUCUUCUCUUGGACCGUUUUCUUGAUAUUCUCCAAGACUUGCAUGGAGAGGAAAUCAGAGAAACGGUUCAAGACUGCUACGAGAUCUCUGCUGAGUAUGAAGGCAAACGCGACCCUCAGAAACUGGAAGAGCUGGGACGAGUCCUCACGAGUUUGGAUGCGGGGGACUCCAUUGUCAUUGCAAAGUCCUUCUCCCACAUGCUCAACUUAGCCAACCUUGCUGAGGAGGUCCAGAUUGCUUACAGACGCAGGAAUAAGUUGAAGAAGAACGACUUCUCGGAUGAGGCCUCAGCAACGACUGAAUCUGACAUCGAGGAGACUUUCAAGAGGCUGGUUGGGGAGCUGAACAAGACGCCCGAAGAAGUUUUUGAGGCUUUGAAAAACCAAACUGUCGACUUGGUCUUUACCGCUCAUCCCACUCAGUCUGUUCGCAGAUCUUUGCUUCAGAAACACGCAAGGAUUCGCGACUGCUUGACUCAGCUAAACGCAAAGGACAUCACUCCCGAUGAUAAGCAGGAGCUUGAUGAGGCAUUGCAAAGAGAGAUACAAGCUGCAUUUCGUACAGACGAGAUCAGGAGAAACCCCCCGACUCCUCAAGAUGAGAUGAGGGCUGGAAUGAGUUACUUCCACGAGACCAUAUGGAAGGGAGUGCCAAAAUUCUUGCGACGUGUGGACACUGCUCUGAAGAACAUCGGGAUAAACGAGCGCGUUCCUUACAACGCCCCUCUUAUUCAAUUCUCCUCCUGGAUGGGUGGAGAUCGCGAUGGUAACCCUCGGGUGACUCCCGAAGUUACAAGAGAUGUAUGCCUGUUGGCUAGGAUGAUGGCUGCUAACUUAUACUUCUCACAGAUCGAAGAUCUCAUGUUUGAGCUUUCAAUGUGGCGCUGCAGCGAUGAACUUCGCGUGCGUGCAGAAGAACUCCACAGCUCUUCCAAGAGGGACGCUAAACACUACAUCGAAUUUUGGAAGCAAGUUCCCGCGAAUGAGCCUUAUCGUGUUAUUCUUGGAGACGUGAGGGACAAGCUCUCUCACACACGGGAACGUGCUCGCCAGUUGCUUACAAACGGAACCUCCGAUGUUCCUGAUGAGUUAACCUUCACCAACACAGAAGAGUUUCUGGAGCCUCUCGAGUUGUGCUACCGAUCGCUCUGUGCUUCCGGUGAUCGAGCAAUCGCUGACGGCAGCCUUCUCGAUUUUCUACGACAAGUUUCGACGUUUGGACUCUCGCUCGUGAGGCUUGACAUCCGGCAAGAGUCGGAUAGGCACACCGAUGUUCUGGAUGCUAUCACGAGGCACCUCGAGAUCGGAUCCUACAAGGAAUGGCCCGAGGAGCGCCGCCAGGAGUGGCUUUUAUCCGAACUCAGCGGCAAGCGUCCGUUGUUCGGCCCAGACCUUCCGAAAACAGAGGAGAUCGCCGACGUCCUCGACACGUUCCACGUCCUUGCUGAGCUCCCCUCGGACAGCUUUGGCGCCUACAUCAUCUCGAUGGCGACAUCCCCGUCUGAUGUGCUCGCCGUCGAGCUUUUGCAACGAGAGUGCCACGUCAAGACCCCUCUAAGAGUGGUUCCCCUGUUCGAAAAGCUCGCCGAUCUUGAGGCCGCUCCCGCGGCCGUGGCUCGUCUCUUCUCCAUCGAUUGGUACCGCGAAAGGAUCAACGGGAAGCAAGAGGUCAUGAUCGGAUACUCGGACUCGGGGAAGGACGCUGGUCGGCUCUCUGCUGCGUGGCAGCUCUAUAAGGCUCAGGAGGAGCUCAUCAAGGUCGCAAAGGAAUUCGGGGUGAAGCUCACGAUGUUCCAUGGCCGAGGAGGGACUGUCGGGCGAGGAGGUGGGCCGACUCACCUUGCCAUAUUGUCUCAGCCGCCGGACACCAUUCACGGCUCUCUCCGUGUCACGGUUCAGGGAGAAGUCAUCGAGCAGUCGUUCGGAGAGGAGCACUUGUGUUUCAGAACGCUCCAGAGAUUCACCGCUGCCACGCUCGAGCAUGGAAUGCACCCCCCGAACCCCCCAAAGCCCGAGUGGCGCGCCCUCAUGGACGAGAUGGCUGUUAUCGCCACGAAAGAGUACCGCUCUGUUGUCUUCCAAGAGCCUCGAUUCGUUGAAUACUUUCGUCUCGCGACGCCCGAGCUGGAGUAUGGCCGGAUGAACAUUGGGAGCCGUCCGUCUAAGAGAAAGCCGAGUGGUGGCAUAGAGUCGCUUAGAGCGAUCCCGUGGAUAUUUGCGUGGACACAGACGCGGUUCCAUCUCCCAGUCUGGCUCGGUUUUGGGGCCGCGAUGAAUGAGGUGAUCCGCAAAGACAUCAAGAAUCUGCAGAUGCUCCGAGACAUGUACAACGGGUGGCCGUUCUUUAGAGUGACGAUCGACUUGAUCGAGAUGGUCUUCGCCAAGGGCGACCCCAAGAUCGGUGCUCUGUGCGACAAGCUCCUCGUCUCCGAGGAUCUUUGGGCCUUCGGUGAGCAGCUCCGCGCCAACUAUCAAGCGACUCAGGACAUGAUCCUUCAGGUUGCUGGACACAAGGAGAUCCUGGAAGGGGACCCCUACCUGAGGCAGAGGCUGAGGCUCCGUGACCCGUACAUCACGGUCCUCAACGUGUGCCAGAUCUACACGUUGAAGCGCAUCCGCGACCCCACCUACAGCGUGAAGGUGGGGCCGCAUCUGUCGAAGGAGAUCAUGGAGAUGGACGCGAGCAAGCCGGCCGAUGAGCUGGUGAAGCUGAACCCCACGAGCGAGUAUGCCCCGGGGCUGGAGGACACGCUCAUCCUCACCAUGAAGGGUAUCGCGGCCGGCUUGCAGAACACCGGCUAGACGGGCCGCCGUGGCUGAGUUGGGAGGUGAUUCUUUUGCUGGAUUGCCCCUUCCCACUUUUGGGAAGAGGGAAGGCAUUGAAGAAAAGAAAGUGUAGUGAUGAUAAUAGUACUUGGUGUGUGUUUUUAUGUAUGUUAUCAACUUGUCACGUUUGGUGUUUGAUGUUUGCUCUGUUAAUUUGAAGAGCAAAACUUAGAUUAUUUGAGGCCAAUAAUAAUUGUCCCCAAACCACUAUUGCUUUGUCGAUUAUUUCAGAAAUAUUACUUUUGUGUUGCAGCUUAA
Salvia hispanica is the source of this 3399-nucleotide messenger RNA. RefSeq names its product phosphoenolpyruvate carboxylase 2. Lineage: Eukaryota; Viridiplantae; Streptophyta; Magnoliopsida; Lamiales; Lamiaceae. The record is from RefSeq and is a predicted model, not a curated record. Gene Ontology annotation, molecular function: phosphoenolpyruvate carboxylase activity. Gene Ontology annotation, cellular component: apoplast; cytosol; chloroplast. Gene Ontology annotation, biological process: leaf development; tricarboxylic acid cycle; carbon fixation.